Molecule: messenger RNA, 213 nt
Organism: Haemonchus placei
Lineage: Eukaryota; Metazoa; Nematoda; Chromadorea; Rhabditida; Trichostrongylidae
Source: the annotation of a GenBank genome assembly
AUGAUCCGUGGGGAACAUCGCGACAUCCAAGAAGAAAUCGCUAACCGUAUCCUGUCCGACAUUUCUGAAGAAGGAUCCGUUUCCGGCAGUUUAGGCAGCGUAGAUGAUCUCGAGGCAUUGUUUGCAGCCUCUAAAAAGGUGGGUGCUUUGCAGAGUUCCUUGAAUGCGAAGGAAAGAAAUGAAGUGCUCGACGAUGUCGCACACUUUCCGUAG